Molecule: messenger RNA, 1151 nt
Organism: Misgurnus anguillicaudatus (oriental weatherfish)
Lineage: Eukaryota; Metazoa; Chordata; Actinopteri; Cypriniformes; Cobitidae
Gene: rnf115b
Product: ring finger protein 115b
Biological process (GO): ubiquitin-dependent protein catabolic process
Cellular component (GO): nucleus
Molecular function (GO): ubiquitin protein ligase activity
Source: RefSeq, a predicted model, not a curated record
UAUAACCAUGGGGUCAAAUCGGACUGACGCGUCUCCUUGACAACCGACGUCACACACUGCUUUAAUCUGAUGUGUGAAAAUGGCGGAGGCUGCCGCGCGACACCGCUUCUUCUGUCACUGCUGUAAAGGUGAAAUCGAUCCAAAACUGCCGGAGUUUGUAUGUCCAAGAUGUGAAUCUGACUUCAUUGAAGAGGUGUUAGAGAAUUCCAGUCUUUUACAAAGCACUGAUGGCACGGAUGCAGCAGAUGUAGACAGUGAUGAAAUGAACUCACAGUUUGCAGAGCUGUGCCAGCUGUUGUUCAUGGAACAUUCAGCCCUCCUUUCUGACCCCACGGUCACAGAUGCCCUCCCCAGCCGCUCUGGGGUCGAGGCUACAGUUGGUGAUCCUGCUCCUGGGACACUGGGACCUGUAGCCUCCGUGGAGACUUUAAGAGACUGCACUGAGCCGACACAACUCCCUCAAGAAAACAGCCAACAGAGAAACUCUAGACUGGAUCAGGAACAGGCUGUGGAGGGGAUUGUCCAGCAGUUCCUGGCUGGUCUUUUUACCAAUGAUGAAAGCACAGAUUCCCAAACAUCUUCAUGGUCAAGCAUGUUACACUCUAACCCUGGAGAUUAUGCUUGGGGACAAGGUGGUCUAGAUGUGGUCAUUACACAGUUGCUCGGCCAGUCUGAAUGUAGCGGUCCCCCUCCUGCUGAGAAAGAGAUGAUCUCAUCUCUUCCCACCAUUAGCAUCUCCACAGAACAGGCUGCAUGCCGACUGGAAUGCCCUGUGUGUAGAGAGGCAUAUUCUGCAGGGGAAUCUGUCCUGCAGCUGCCCUGUCUGCACUGCUAUCACACCAACUGCAUUGUGCCUUGGCUACAACUGCACGACACCUGUCCUGUCUGUCGCAAAAGUCUGGAUGGUGAAGACCGCGGUUUCCAGCCUCCAUCUACACCUUCAGGUCCAGUUCCCUCAUCAUCACCGAACACAGAGGAACAAAGCACAUUUGAAACUCUUUAGCAGCUGUUAUUCUGAUCAAUCCAGGAUAAAAAGCAGCACAAACCGUCAAGCCAUGUGCACUAUUGCUUCCCGGAGCCCCCAAAGACCUACCUGUGAGGUGCCGCUUAUUUUGAAAGACAUUUUAAUAGAGACAAUAUCAAUAUCUGAA